This is a messenger RNA of Cyprinodon variegatus (sheepshead minnow), 3389 nucleotides long. It is a transcript of the gene helq, whose product is annotated as helicase, POLQ-like. NCBI's taxonomy places the organism in Eukaryota, Metazoa, Chordata, Actinopteri, Cyprinodontiformes, Cyprinodontidae. Bases 278 to 3199 code for a protein of 973 amino acids. The record is from RefSeq and is a predicted model, not a curated record. The transcript is spliced from 17 exons. Gene Ontology annotation, molecular function: ATP binding; nucleic acid binding.
CGGAGGGACUUCUCCACCAAUCAUCGUUACUCCGCGUCUGACGUCACCAGUCGUACGUUUGAACGUGCUGAGCGGUUGGAGCUUCUUAGUCCUUUUAUUCAAGUCAAGUUAGAAUAUUAAUUUGAUUUAAUCGGUUUAUUUCUGUCGCCAGCGGCGCGUGGUUCCGGCUAACUGUAGCUAGCAUCGUUAGCGCUUCCGGUGGGUUCGGGUUGGGCUGAUGGUCUGACCGGCCGGACCUCCGGGCUGAAGGAUGGUUCCGAGGUGAACCCACGCAGGGAUGAGCUCAGUGAGGCUCCACGUCAAAAUCAAACGAGUCUGCGCGAGGAAGAGGCCGCGUGACGCUCUGAAGGCUCACCUGACACCUGUCCGAGGGGGAGGAGGGGGGUCAGCGCCAUGCGCCCCCUGCAGCAGCAUCAUGGCAGAAAGUGCAGCUGUGGAGUUCUGCAGCGACAGUGAGGAUCUGUUCGGGGACUAUGACAGCAUCCUGGAGGACAGCUCCAUCCUGGCACGGCUGGACGAUGCAGAGCAGCGUGAGAGACUGCAAUCACAGCAGCUGCAGGGCUUCAGGACUCCGCCCCCUUCCACGGACGCCAUGUCCUGCUCCGCCGCCCCCCUGGGCGACGAGCUGGAAGACCUACCCCCCAGCCAGCUGCAGUUCCAGGAGCAGAUCCAGGAUCAGGCAAAGAGGAGCCGGCUGCAGGUCGCCAAGGCGACCCCGAUGCCUCCUGGCGGGGCCGCUGGGAUCGAGGAACCCGAGGGGGCCAAGAGGCGUGGCGGGGUGAGGAAGAGCAUGGCGGAGCAGCUGAAGGAGGCCAUGCUGGGGAACGCAGCGGCUCCUGCUGCUGCGCCUCGCUCCGCGGCGCUGAAGGAGGCGGUUAUUUCCAAGGAGAUCAGCGAGGCCAUGGAGGCCAUCUCUGCAGAGGCCGCUGACCUGGGGCCCUUCUUCGGCCUCCCCAGGAAAGUCAAAGAGCUGAUGCUGAGGCUGAGAGGAAUCCAGAGGUUAUACGACUGGCAGGAGACGUGUCUGAACCUGGACUGCGUUCAUCAGAGGAAGAACCUGAUCUACUCGCUUCCCACCAGUGGAGGGAAGACCCUGGUGGCAGAGAUCCUCAUCCUCAGGGAGCUGCUGUGCCGCAGGAAGGACUGCUUGUUCAUCCUGCCGUACAUCUCACUGGUGCAGGAGAAGGUGCGCGGCCUGGCCAACUUCGGCCUGGAACUAGACUUCAUGGUGGAGGAAUACGCCGGCAGCAAGGGCCGCUUUCCCCCCGUGAAGAGAAGGAGCAGGAGGUCGCUGUACGUCGCCACCAUCGAGAAGGCGCACAGCCUGGUCAACUCUCUGAUAGAAGGCGGCCGGCUGGAGGACCUGGGGCUGCUGGUGGUCGAUGAGCUCCACAUGCUGGGCGACGGCAGCAGGGGGGCGGUGAUCGAAAUGACUCUGGCCAAAGUUCUGUUCAUGAGUAAAGCCACCCAGAUCGUUGGGAUGAGCGCCACUCUGGGAAACAUCAGGGAUCUGCAGACGUUUCUGGGGGCAGAGAAUUACACCAAUGACUUCAGGCCAGUUCAGCUGAAGGAAUACGUUAAACUGAACGACACCAUCUAUGAGGUCGACCCAAAGGAGGAGAACGGCUUCAGAUUCUCCAGAACGCUCAAUUUUAAAUACUCCAGCUCCAUGCAGAAGAUGGACCCGGAUCACAUCAUCGCUCUGGUGACUGAAGUCAUCCCGCUGCAUUCCUGCUUGGUCUUCUGUCCCACCAAGAAGAACUGCGAGAACGUGGCAGGGAUGAUCUGCAAGUAUCUGAAGGAGCAGUUCCUGCAGCACCGUGAGGCGGAGAAGGCCGCCCUGCUCAGAGAGCUGAAGGACAGCGGGAACGGCUCCAUGUGUCCGGUGCUCAGGAGGACGGUGCCGUACGGCGUGGCCUACCACCACAGCGGGCUGACCUCGGAGGAGAGGAAGCUGAUCGAGGAGGCCUACUCUGGGGGGGUGCUCUGCCUCCUCACCUGCACCUCCACCCUGGCAGCAGGGAUCAACCUCCCGGCCCGAAGGGUCAUCCUGCGCUCACCGUACGUCGGCGUCGACUUCCUGAAGAGGAGUCAGUACAAGCAGAUGGUGGGGCGGGCCGGUCGGGCCGGGAUCGACACCAUCGGGGAGAGCGUCCUCAUCCUGCAGGAGAAGGACAGGAAACUGUCCGGCCUCUGGUUGCUGCAGGUGGCCUCCUCGCUGCAGCAGCUGGACGCCUUCCUGCGGCGGACGCUGCUGUUUGUGCAGCAGCAGCAGCUCUGUGCGGACAGGAGUCUGCAGGACGUGGUGCGGCAGAGCGUCCACAUCCUGAAGGAGAAGGAGCUCAUCGCCGUCACCGGGACGGACUCGGCUCUGCAGGUCACCAGACUGGGCCGGGCGGCUUAUAAAGGGUCAGUGGAUCUGGCCUACUGUGACGUUCUCUACAGAGACCUGUCCAAAGGUCUGGAGGGGCUGCUGCUCAACAGCUACCUGCACCUGGUCUACCUGGUGACCCCCUACGAGCUGGUCCCUCAGUGCAACCCGGACUGGAUGGUCUACUUCAGACAGUUCAGCCUGCUGUCUGCCUCGGAGCAGAAGAUGUCUGCUGCGGUGGGAGUCCCAGAGAGCUUCGUGGCCCGAAAAGCAGCGGGUCAGACGGUGAAGAAGAACCCGGACCUGGUGGCGGUGAAGCGGAUGUACCUGGCUCUGGUCCUGUUCUCCCUGCUGAAGGAGACCAACGUGUGGAGCGUGGCCGAGCGCUUCCAGCUGAGCCGAGGCUUCGUGCAGACCCUCCUCAGCUCCGCCUCCGCCUUCUGCUCCUGCGUCCUGCACUUCACUGAGGAGCUGGAGGAGCUGUGGCCGUUCAAAGCGCUGCUGACCGAGCUGACCCGGCGUCUGAGCUACUGCGUGACGGCCGAGCUCAUCCCCCUGAUGGAGGUGGCCGGGGUUCUGGAGUUCAGAGCAAAGCAGCUGUACGCCGCCGGCUACAAGACGCUGAGCCACCUGGCUAACGCUGACCCGGCCGUCCUCUGCAGAACAAUCCAGAACCUGUACAAGAAGCAGGCGCUCCUGAUGGUGGCCUCCGCCAAGAUGCUGCUGAAUGAGAAGGCUGCAGCUCUGCAGGAGGAGGUGGACGAUCUGCUGACACUGCCUGCUGACCUGCCGCCGCAGCGGCUUCAACCCAAAGCUGCUGAUUUUUAGGUUAUUGUGUUUUUUACUCAUUAAAACUUCUUUUUAAAAAACAUUUUCCUAAAGUGGAUCAACAGGAGCUCAGUGAUUUCUGUUCAUAUCAUCAACAUUUGAUCAGAUUUAAGCUCAGCGACCAACAGCAGGGGUGGAUUUAGGAUAUUUGGGGCCCUAGGCAAAGACCGGCAGGGGCCCCUCUGAAUGG